AUGAUGACCGUCGACAUCGCGCCCGAAACGGCGGAACGCCAUGGUCUCCGACUCCCAAACCCCCCUCCUUUGCUGCACACUCGUUCGGGCAAUGAACCCUUUGAUCGCCCCUCCACGCCUGGCGAAAAUGGCUUCACCAGUCCCGUUCAGACUCCCCAUGGAAGUCCCAGUAAAAAUCGCAUGCCUCCGGGUUCUCUCGAUCUGCCCAACGUUUUCGACAAAGCUAUGAAGCUUGCCCCUUCUUCUCCGACCAAGAAUACCUACAACCACUACAACCACCCCAUGUUUGCACCGCCCAAGAGAAGCGUUGAGGAUUUCAGCGAGAGUGUUAUUCACCAGCCUGGGGCAAGCCCUACGCGCAGGUCGAAUAAAGAGAAUGCUAGUCCUACUCGUGUGGCGAAAGAUCUUGGGCCUAACCCCGCCGCUGCUGCGAUCUCUCGCAACCAGACCUACCAGCCCCGAGAUGCGGACACCCUGCAGAGAAGGCAGGUCCAUAUGCGCGGGUUGACAGCGGAGGAAAUGGAAAAGCUGCAAAAUCCUAGAGUCAAGCGACUAGUGAAUGUGACUCAACUUUAUUUCCUGGACCACUACUUUGAUUUGCUCAGCUACGUUCACAACCGCCAGACCCGCCAUUCCCAGUUCAAAGCUGCAUACCCCGAACCUCCUGAGACCCCAAUGGAUGACUAUGAGCCGGCUCUCGUCAAGUACCUUGGUCGGGAGCGUGCCCACCUUCGCAAGCGCCGUACUCGCUUACGCCACCACGACUUCCAGUUGUUGACCCAGGUUGGACAGGGUGGCUACGGACAGGUGUACUUGGCACAAAAGAAAGAUACGCGGGAGGUCUGCGCGUUGAAGAUCAUGAGCAAAAAGUUGCUGUUCAAGUUGGACGAAAUUCGGCAUAUUUUGACGGAGCGAGAUAUCUUGACUGCGGCCAAGAGUGAGUGGCUGGUGAAGCUGCUCUAUGCGUUCCAGGAUGACGACCAGAUUUACCUGGCUAUGGAGUACGUGCCCGGUGGUGAUUUCCGCACGCUGCUCAACAACACUGGGGUCUUACAUAACCGUCAUGCUCGCUUCUAUAUUGCUGAGAUGUUCUCAUGUAUCGAUGCUCUCCACAUGUUGGGCUACAUUCAUCGGGAUCUGAAACCGGAAAACUUCUUGAUUGAUUCCACAGGACACGUGAAGCUCACGGACUUUGGGUUGGCAGCGGGUAUGCUGAACCCUGGCAAGAUCGAGUCGAUGCGAGUCAAGUUGGAAGAAGUGGGCAACACGCCAGUUCCUUUUGGUCGUCCGAUGGAGCAGAGAACUGUGGCAGAGCGUCGUCAGGGCUACCGAUCGCUGCGUGAGCGUCAGGUCAACUACGCCAAGUCGAUUGUCGGAUCGCCGGACUACAUGGCUCCCGAGGUGUUGAAGGGUGAGGAGUAUGACUUUACUGUGGACUACUGGAGUUUGGGAUGCAUGCUGUUCGAGGCUUUGGCCGGAUACCCACCUUUUGCGGGCGCAACGGUGGAUGAAACCUGGCAAAAUCUGAAGCGUUGGCAGAAGGUGCUCCGCAAGCCGGUCUAUGAAGAUCCGAACUACUUCCUCUCACGACGGACAUGGGAUCUGAUUACCAAGCUGGUGGCGUCCAAGGAGCAGCGUUUCAAGAACAUCCACGAGAUUCACGCCCACGACUACUUUAGCGAGGUCGACUUUACCGACUUGCGAGGACAGCGUGCACCAUUUGUGCCCGAGCUAGAUUCGGAGACGGAUGCUGGGUACUUUGACGACUUUGGCAACGAGGCGGAUAUGGCCAAGUACAAGGAGGUCCACGACAAACAGCGAGCGUUGGAGGAGAUGGCGGAACGAGACGACAAGAUGAACAAGGGAUUGUUUGUUGGAUUUACAUUCCGUCACCGCAAACCCGCCGUUGAAGGAACAGGACGCAGUUCACCCCGGAAGCCGAUUGCGACGGAUGGAACAUUUGGAACGAUGUUCUAA
Messenger RNA from Aspergillus wentii DTO 134E9, 1977 nucleotides. RefSeq names its product serine/threonine-protein kinase. The transcript is spliced from 3 exons. Gene Ontology annotation, molecular function: ATP binding; protein serine/threonine kinase activity. The record is from RefSeq and is a predicted model, not a curated record. Gene Ontology annotation, cellular component: spindle pole body. The coding region runs from base 1 to 1977 and encodes 658 amino acids. Gene Ontology annotation, biological process: peptidyl-serine phosphorylation; intracellular signal transduction. NCBI's taxonomy places the organism in Eukaryota, Fungi, Ascomycota, Eurotiomycetes, Eurotiales, Aspergillaceae.